AGUACCCUUCAACACAGAAAACAGUUCUCGGCUGCUGUUAGUCUACUAACAAACAGCUCGCAUAUAAUAAACAGGAAUAGACAGGUCUUAACAUUAUAUAUGUGCGUCAUCACAUAAACGCCGAGAAAUGCAGCAGUAUGAGAUGUUACGUAUUGUAAUUCAUAAAAGUAAAUGUUACCGAAUAUCUGUGGGUGAAAAUUCUGUUUUUAGAUUUUAUUUAAGGGUCUCAAAGUACAUAAGAUACACCUAAAAAUUGUCAUGUCACAAAUCCUG
Messenger RNA from Acanthoscelides obtectus, 273 nucleotides. Lineage: Eukaryota; Metazoa; Arthropoda; Insecta; Coleoptera; Chrysomelidae. The record is from the annotation of a GenBank genome assembly.